This is a messenger RNA of Suncus etruscus (white-toothed pygmy shrew), 3823 nucleotides long. RefSeq names its product ssemaphorin 4F (gene SEMA4F). NCBI's taxonomy places the organism in Eukaryota, Metazoa, Chordata, Mammalia, Eulipotyphla, Soricidae. The transcript has 14 exons. The record is from RefSeq and is a predicted model, not a curated record. Gene Ontology annotation, biological process: neural crest cell migration; negative chemotaxis; semaphorin-plexin signaling pathway. Bases 99 to 2411 code for a protein of 770 amino acids. Gene Ontology annotation, molecular function: chemorepellent activity; semaphorin receptor binding.
GCCGAGCCUGGGGAGAAGGGCCGAGCCCGCGGCGGGCGGCGUCGUGCCCGGAGCCGAAGCGGCUGUGGGUCCCUCCCAGCGGCCAGAUCGAGCCAAAGAUGAGCCUCUCCGCCGAGCGGCCGCGCCCGGGCCCGGGGCCUCCUCCGCUCUCGCCCUUCCCGCUGCUCUUGCUGGCGAUGCUCAGCGGCCCCGCAUCCUCCGGCCGCGUCCCCCACUCGGUGCCCAGGAUCUCGCUUUCGAGCUCCGAGGCUGAUGCCUAUCUUACCCGGUUCUCCGUUCCCCAAAGAUAUAAUUACUCUGUUCUCCUUGUGGAUCCCGAGUCCAGCACACUUUAUGUUGGCGCCCAGGACACCAUCUUCGCCUUAUCUUUGCCCUUCUCAGGGGAGAGACCCCGCAAGAUUGACUGGAAGGUUCCUGAAGCCCACAGACAGAACUGUAGGAAGAAAGGCAAGAAGGAGGAAGAAUGUCACAAUUUUAUCCAGAUUCUCGCCAUUGCCAAUGCCUCUCACCUCCUCACAUGUGGCACCUUCGCCUUUGAUCCGAAGUGCGGGGUUAUUGAUGUGUCCAGUUUCCAGCAGGUUGAAAGACUUGAGAGUGGCCGGGGGAAAUGUCCUUUUGAGCCAGCUCAGCGGUCAGCAGCUGUAAUGGCUGGGGGUGCCCUCUAUGCGGCCACCGUGAAGAACUUCCUGGGGACGGACCCCAUCAUCGUGCGGGCGGCGGGGCGCACCGAGGACUGGAUCCGGACCGAGCUCUCUUCCUCCUGGCUGAACGCUCCCGCUUUUGUGGCUGCCGAGGCCUUGAGCCCUUCCGAGUGGGGGGACGACGAGGGCGACGACGAGAUCUAUUUCUUCUUCACCGAGAGUUCCAGGGACUUUGACUCGGACCAAGCCAUCAGGGUGCCCCGCGUGGCACGCGUUUGCGCGGGAGACCUCGGGGGACGGAAGACCCUCCAGCAACGGUGGACAACAUUCCUGAAGGCGGACCUGCUAUGUCUGCAGCCCGAGAGUGGCCUGCUGUCCAGCGUCUUGCAGGACAUGGCCAUUCUCCGGCCAGUGCCUGGGUCGGGCUCGCCCAUAUUCUAUGGCAUCUUUUCCUCCCAGUGGGAUGGGGUCACACUCUCUGCCGUCUGUGACUUCCGGCCACAAGACAUCCGGAUGUCACUCAGUGGGCCUUUCCGAGAGCUGGGACAUAACUGUCACCGAAGACUACCUGUCACAGACAAUGAAGUCCCCCAACCCCGGCCUGGAGAGUGUCUCACUAAUAACAUGAAGUUGCGACAGUUCUCCUCAUCACUGUCCCUGCCCGACCGUGUCCUCACCUUCAUCCGGGACCACCCGCUUAUGGACCAGCCUGUGUCUCCACCCAGUGGCCGUGCCCUGCUGGUCACCCCUGAUACGGCCUAUGUGAGAGUCGUGGCCCGCAGGGAGGCCGGGCUGUCGGGGAAAGAGUAUGAUGUGCUCUACCUGGGCACAGCGGACGGGCACCUUCACCGGGCAGUGCGGAUCCACAGCCAGCUCAGUGUCCUGGAAGACCUGUCCUUAUUUCCCGAGCCAAAGCCGGUUGAGAGCAUGAAAUUCUACCAGGAUUGGCUCCUUGUUGGUUCCUGGACUGAGGUGACACAGGUGAACACAGCCAACUGUGGCCGUCUGCAGAGCUGCUCAGACUGCAUCCUAGCCCGUGACCCACUCUGUGCCUGGAGUUCCCAGCUGCAUGCUUGUGUGCCUCAUGCUGGGGAGCAUGGAGGACUGAUCCAGGACAUAGAAUCAGCCAACGCUUCUUCUCUGUGUUCCAAAGAGCCUGGAGAGCCGCCCACAGUAUUCGAAGUCCCAGUGGUGGCCCCCACACACGUAGUCUUGCCCUGCUCCCCCAGCUCGGCCUGGGCAUCCUGCGUGUGGCACCAGCCCAGUGGUGUGACAGCGAGCAGCGUGGGGCAGGAUGGGCUCGCGGUGCUAGUGAGUCCCGGGGCCGUGGGCGCCUACGUGUGCGAGUGUCAGGAGGGCGGGGAGACCCGCGUGGUGGCGGCUUACAGCCUGGUGGGGAGCAGCCGGCUUGGUCCCGCUGCAGGGGCCCACACCGUAGGUGCCGGUCUAGCAGGCUUCUUGCUGGGGGUGCUGGCUGCCUCCCUGGCCCUCCUCCUGAUUGGUCGGAGGCAGCAGCGCCGGCGGCAGAGGGAACUUCUGGCCAGGGACAAGGUGGGCUUGGACCUGGGGGCGCCGCCCUCUGGGACCACAAGCUACAGCCAGGACCCUCCAUCCCCGUCGCCGGAAGAUGAGCGUCUGCCCCUGGCCCUCGCCAAAAGGGCCAACGGGUUCGGGGGCUUCCCUGCACCCUUCCUGUUGGAUUCCUGCUCCAGCCCAGCCCAUGUGCGGCUCGGGGCUCCCCUGGCCACGUGUGAUGAGACGUCCAUCUAGGGUUACCGAAACUACAGGGUAGGCUGCAGUGACUGCUGCCAUGCUGGGAGGCCCGGCUUGUCAGAUUCCCCGCCUCCGGGUCCUCUUGGGCCUGGAUUUCUCUGCUGCCCUUUCCUGGCCUGGGUGGGCUCUGGCGGGGCUCCAGUUCCACAACACACACACACACACACACACACACACACACACACACACACACACACACACACACACACACACACACACACACACACAUCCACUCACGGGUUUUCUCAUCUCUACUCCCCACCCCUCACUGCGCUUUCUGAACUCCUGUGGCACCUUCAUCCCUGGUGCCCCACUCCUAAACUGGAGUGGCACAGGACCUGGCUCUGAUGUUUCCUGCUGGUUGGUCCCUGGCUGCAGCCAGCAGAAGAUGGAUGGGAAGCAAAGUGCUCUGGGGUCUCGUGCUGCUCCAGCCAGUUCCAGUUUGCCUCUAUCCUCUGGGGAGUGCAUGAUCCCCAGUUGGCUCUGUGGCAUCCCACAUACCCCAUUCCCCCUAGUGUUUUUUUCUUCUGGGAAAGAGCAUGUGUAAGUACCUACAUGUUUGGGGGCCUGGCAUGGGCUCAGUAUGCUGAUAGGGCAGGAGUGGGAGAGGAUGGAAGGGGACAGCUUUUUCAGCUCCUGUAUUCUGGAAAGGGCUGACUCCUGUGAACAAACCCAGCCUGGUCCACACUUCCCUCACCCUCUCCCCAUGAGUAGGGAGACUCUCCUCAAGUGGUCAUCUGCACGAUCCCCAUCUUUCUCUUUGUUUUUGCCUCUGGCUGGCCAGUUGGCCAUACACCGCCAUGCUUUUUCUGGCUGAAGAGUAGGCGAAAGCCCCCUUCCUUGCUUCCUAUUAAAAAAGGUUCGAUCCCUGGCAUCCCAUACGGUCCCCCACCGCCACCCAGCAUGCCAGGAGUGAGUUCUGAGCACAGAGCCAGAAGAAACUCCUGAGUGUUGCCAGGUGUGGCCCAAGACCAAAAACGAACAAACAAACAAACAAACAAAGGAACUUCAUGGCAUCAUAAAUGUUGGGGAAUGAUAAAGGGGAGCAGGCCCGGGAAAUGCAGGCAGCAGGCAGAGAGAUUUGUAUUAGCGCAGUGAUUCACUCAGGGUGCUAGCCCUACCUGAAGAGCUGGAGUUCUCUACCUGGGGCCCAUGGAGUCCCUAAAACGUAUGCAAAAAUGUCUGUGUGUGUGUCUGUAUUUUUUUAUGGGGGAGGUUUUCCGGCCCUCAUCAUAUUCCCAAGGCCUUAACUAUGUUCAAGGACCACCGCCUCAAGGGCACUGCAGGCCAAGCAGAGACAGGGGAGAGGGCCUUCGUGAUAGUGUCUCCCGGCCCUGCCACUGCCUCUUGUGGCCAACUCUGGAAUUGCAGCCUCUGGACGCCCUCUCCAAUCUGUCUGGGACUUCACC